This is a messenger RNA of Lepus europaeus (European hare), 6489 nucleotides long. RefSeq names its product cut like homeobox 2 (gene CUX2). Gene Ontology annotation, molecular function: DNA-binding transcription factor activity, RNA polymerase II-specific; DNA binding. Gene Ontology annotation, biological process: regulation of DNA-templated transcription. Lineage: Eukaryota; Metazoa; Chordata; Mammalia; Lagomorpha; Leporidae. The record is from RefSeq and is a predicted model, not a curated record.
AUGGAGAAGCCCCGGACGCGCCGCCACCCGGGGGCCACCGCCGUCACCGAGCUGCCGCCGCUGCCGCCGCCGCCGCUGGACUGGCCGCCUGCACUGAGAGACCUUUCCUCUUCGGGCAGGGGUCUCGGGAAGGAGCUUAAUUCCGUCGCUUCUGAGCUGUCUGCACGGCAGGAGGAGAGUGAACAUUCUCAUAAACAUUUAAUUGAACUCCGCCGGGAAUUUAAGAAAAAUGUACCUGAGGAAAUCAGAGAGAUGGUGGCUCCUGUGUUAAAAAGCUUCCAGGCUGAGGUGGUGGCCCUUAGUAAGAGAAGUCAGGAGGCGGAGGCCGCUUUUCUGAGUGUUUACAAGCAGUUAAUUGAAGCACCAGACCCCGUGCCUGUGUGUGAGGUGCCGCGCGGCCCAGACGACAGACUGCAGUCCCCCAGCUUCGACCCCAGUGGGCAGCCCCGGCGAGACCUCCACGCAUCGUGGAAGAGGCACCCGGAGCUCCUCGGACCCAAAGAGCAGAGAGAGGGGACGUCUCCUGCCGGACCCACGCUGACCGAGGGGAGCCGCCUCCCGGGCAUUCCCGGCAAAGCCCUCCUGACAGAGACCUUGCUGCAGAGAAAUGAGGCGGAGAAACAAAAGGGCCUUCAAGAAGUACAGAUCACUCUGGCAGCCAGGCUGGGGGAGGCGGAGGAGAAAAUCCGCGUCCUGCACGCAGCGUUAAAGGCCACCCAGACAGAGCUCCUAGAGCUGCGGCGGAAGUACGACGAGGAGGCAGCGUCCAAGGCAGAUGAAGUCGGCCUGAUCAUGACCAACCUGGAGAAGGCAAAUCAGCGAGCCGAGGCUGCCCAGCGCGAGGUGGAGAGUCUCCGGGAACAGCUGGCCUCGGUCAACAGCUCCAUCCGCCUGGCCUGCUGCUCUCCCCAGGGCCCUGGUGGGGAUAAGGUGAACUUCACGCUGUGCUCGGGCCCUCGGCUGGAGGCCGCGCUGGCCUCCAAAGACAGGGAGAUCGUGCGGCUGCUCAAGGACGUGCAGCACCUGCAGAACUCGCUGCAGGAGCUGGAGGAGGCCUCUGCCAACCAGAUCGCCGACCUGGAGCGGCAGCUCACGGCCAAGUCUGAGGCCAUUGAGAAGCUGGAAGAGAAGCUCCAGGCACAGUCUGACUAUGAAGAAAUUAAGACAGAACUGAGCAUCCUGAAAGCCAUGAAGCUGGCCUCCAGCACCUGCAGCCUCCCCCAGGGCCUGGCCAAGCCUGACGACUCGCUGCUCAUAGCAAAGGAGGCCUUCUUCCCCGCGCAGAAAUUCCUCCUGGAAAAGCCCAGUCUUUUGGCCAGCCCUGAGGAGGAGCCUUCGGAGGACGACUCCAUCAAGGACCCGCUGGGCACAGAGCCGGCCUUCGCCUCCCCCCAGCAGCUCCCGCCUCCACCGGGGCCUGAAGACCCCCUGUCCCCCGGCCCUGGGCAGCCCCUGCUAGGCCCCGGCCUGGGGCCCGAUGGCCCUCGGACUUUCUCCACGUCCCCCUUCCCUGGCUUGGCCUCGGGGGAGAGACUGGCCGGGGACCCGCUGUUGUCCAAGCACAUGAUGCCCCCGGCCGCCUUCAAGGGGGAGGCGGGCGGCCUGCUGGUGUUCCCGCCAGCCUUCUACGGCGCCAAGCCCCCCACGGCCCCUGCCACCCCAGCCCCUGAGCCGCCCGGGGGCCCGGAGCCGGCGGACGGGGGCGGCUCGGCGGGGCCGGAGGAGGAGCAGCUGGACACGGCCGAGAUCGCCUUCCAGGUGAAGGAGCAGCUGCUCAAGCACAACAUCGGGCAGCGCGUGUUUGGCCACUACGUGCUGGGGCUGUCGCAGGGCUCGGUCAGCGAGAUCCUGGCCCGGCCCAAGCCCUGGCGCAAGCUCACGGUGAAGGGCAAGGAGCCCUUCCUCAAGAUGAAGCAGUUCCUGUCUGACGAGCAGAACGUGCUGGCCCUGAGGACCAUCCAGGUGCGGCAGCGAGGCAGCAUCACCCCGCGCAUCCGCACGCCUGAGACGGGCUCAGACGAUGCCAUCAAGAGCAUCUUGGAGCAGGCCAAGAAGGAGAUUGAGUCACAGAAGGGGGGUGAGCCCAAGAACCCGGCAGCCCUGCCGAGCGUCCCCAAUGGCACGGCCGCCACCAGCACCUCAGAAGACGCCAUCAAGAACAUCCUGGAGCAGGCGCGCCGUGAGAUGCAGGCCCAGCAGCAGGCCCUGCUGGAGAUGGAGGCGGCCCCCCGGGGCCGCCCCGGGCCUCCCUCGCCCCCAGAGCGGCCCUCGCUGGGCGCCGUGAGCCAGAACGGGGCCCCAGCCUACGUGAAGCAGGAGGACAGCGGGGCGGGGGGCCCCAGCGGCAGCGCGGGGCCGGCGGCACUCCCGGUGCUGUCCCCGGCCGCCUUCGUGCAGAGUAUCAUCCGCAAGGUCAAGUCCGAGAUCGGGGACGCCGGCUACUUCGACCAGCACUGGGCCUCGGACCGCGGCCUGCUCAGCCGCCCCUACGCCUCCGUCUCACCCUCGCUCUCCUCCUCCUCCUCCAGCUACUCCGGCCAGCCCAACGGGCGGGCCUGGCCCCGUGGGGACGAGGGGACCGCGUCCCCUGAGGACGAGGCUACGGCGGGCGAGGACGAGCCCCCCAGGGUGGGCGAGCUCAAGGCCGAGGGGGCCGUGGCCGAGGCGGGCGGCGGCGGGCGGCUGGCCUACUACCCGGCCUACGUGCCGCGCACCCUCAAGCCCACCGUGCCGCCCUUGACCCCUGAGCAGUACGAGCUGUACAUGUACCGCGAGGUGGACACGCUGGAGCUGACGCGCCAGGUCAAGGAGAAGCUGGCCAAGAACGGCAUCUGCCAGCGGAUCUUCGGGGAGAAGGUGCUGGGCCUGUCGCAGGGCAGCGUGAGUGACAUGCUGUCACGGCCCAAGCCGUGGAGCAAGCUGACGCAGAAGGGGCGUGAGCCCUUCAUCCGCAUGCAGCUGUGGCUCUCGGACCAGCUGGGCCAGGCCGUGGGCCAGCAGCCCAGCGCCUCCCAGGCCAGCCCCACGGAGCCACGGUCCUCCCCAUCACCACCUCCUAGUCCUGCUGAGCCUGAGAAGAGCUCCCAGGAGCCCUUGAGCCUGUCGCUGGAGAGCAGCAAGGAGAACCAGCAGCCAGAGGGCCGCGCCGGCGCCUCCGCCGGCGGGAAGAUGUACUCGGGCAGCCAGGCCACAGGCGGCAUCCAGGAGAUGGUGGCCAUGUCCCCCGAGCUGGACACCUACUCCAUCACCAAGAGGGUCAAGGAGGUCCUCACAGACAACAACCUAGGGCAGCGGCUGUUUGGGGAGAGCAUCCUAGGCCUAACACAGGGCUCCGUGUCUGACCUGCUGUCGCGGCCCAAACCCUGGCACAAGCUGAGCCUGAAGGGGCGGGAGCCCUUUGUCCGUAUGCAGCUGUGGCUCAGUGACCCCCACAACGUGGAGAAGCUGAGGGACAUGAAGAAGCUGGAGAAGAAAGCCUACCUGAAGCGCCGCUACGGCCUGGUCAGCACGGGCUCGGACAGCGAGUCACCCGCCGCGCGCUCCGAGUGCCCCAGCCCCUGCCUGCAGCCCCAGGACGUGAGCCUGCUGCAGAUGAAGAAGCCGCGCGUGGUGCUGGCGCCCGAGGAGAAGGAGGCGCUGCGCAGGGCCUACCAGCUGGAGCCCUACCCCUCGCAGCAGACCAUUGAGCUGCUCUCCUUCCAGCUCAACCUCAAGACCAACACCGUCAUCAACUGGUUCCACAACUACAGGUCCCGGAUGCGCCGGGAGAUGUUGGUGGAGGGGACCCAAGACGAGCCAGACCUCGACCCAAGCGGGGGUCCCAGCAUCCUCCCGCCAGGCCACUCCCACCCAGACCCCACCCCACAGAGCCCCGACUCUGAGGCCGAGGACCAGAAGCCAACCGUGAAGGAACUGGAGCUUCCAGAGGGCUCCGAGGAGAGCGUCACAGCCCUGGGAAGCCAGGACAAGGUGCACGUGGUGAUCAAGCAGGAACAAGUGGAGGAGGAUGUGGAGGGAGGGACGAGCCACCCACUCCUGGAUGCAGGGGAGCCGGACCACGACCAGUGUGCCCCCCGAGAGGAGCGUUCCGGUCCCCCGGGGAAUGACGGACUCCCAGGAGUGGCCUCAGGGCCCCUCCUUCCAGGUGCCACCAUUCCAGACUGCCCCUCACAACACCCGCCGCGGGAGGCCGAGGCUGGGGAGCGGCCACACUCAGACCCUCUGAGCUUUAAGUCAGCCUCAGAGUCCUCACGCUGCAGCCUGGAGGUGUCGCUGAACUCGCCCUCGGCUGCCUCCUCGCCAGGCCUUAUGAUGUCUGUGUCGCCUGUCCCCUCCUCCUCAGCCCCCAUCUCCCCAUCCCCACCUGGCGCCCCCCCCGCCAAAGUGCCGAGUGCCAGCCCCACUGCCGACACAACUGGAGCCUUGCACCCCAGCGCCAAGGUGAACCCCAAUCUGCAGCGGCGGCAUGAGAAGAUGGCCAACCUGAACAGCAUCAUCUACCGGCUGGAGAGGGCCGCCAAUCGGGAGGAGGCCCUGGAGUGGGAGUUCUGAAGGCAGGGCAGGGGGCGGGACGCCUUGGGGGCCAGCUUCCUUCUCUCCCUCCCACACCCGCUCAGGGCAGGGUGGGGAGGGACAGACUCAGCCAUCCAUGUGUGGACAGCGAUGUUAGGCCGUUUACGUUUUUUGUUGUAUCCUGGUUCCAUGAAGUUGGCAGUGAGCCAGCGGGGCAAAUGCCAUUGCCACCUCUUCUCAGCACCAUCGGCCCAGGAGGCACCGGGGGUCCCACCCCUCUUCUCCCCCUCACCCCUCCGAGGAGACAGAAGCAAAAUGGCACCACGUUUUCACCUGAAAACUCCAAACUCUUUUAGAAAAAUAAAUAAAUAUUUAUAGACCUCUUUUAGAUAUUUUAAUAAAGGAUCCUUUGGAAUUUAUUCCCAGCCGAUGCUGUUUUGAUAUUACACAGAGUUAUAAAAUCAGGAUGCUGUCACAACUGUUGCGAAGUCUACACUGAAGUUGUGUCGCUUUUGCCACAAGAUGAGAUUAAAAGAAGACAAUUGCUCAAAGCCAUCACAAGACACUAAGAGACUGACCAGCGCCUUGCUAGCCUUGGCACUGCGAUUCCUCCCCACACCUGUCUGUGAGACACAGCGCGAUGCUGCUGCCCUGCCGGAAAGUCCGAAAGACUCUAAACGAAGGCCACAGAGCCGUCGGGGAUGUGCUCCUGCAGCCCUGGUGACACAGAGCGUCCCGUGCUGACGCAGACACUGUAAACGUCCCGUCCAAGACGCGGCGCGGCACGAGAACUGCUUACACUCCGAGGGAGCGCCCGCGGCCACGGCCGUCUGAAGACGAGAAGUGUUUCCAGACCUUUCAGAAAGCUGGCAUGGGGCCAGGCGCUCGGAGCGUGGUCCCAGAGCCACAGUGACCCCAUGCCCCAGCCUGGGACGCGUCCCCCUGGUCUGACGUAGGCACUCCCAAGCGAGACUGUGGCCGCCCCUCGCCUGCUCCGUGCUUUCAGAAAAUGACGGUGUUGGUCACUCCACGAGCACUGAGGCCUAGCAACCAGCACCAAAACGGCGACGACGCUUCGAAGUCGAGAGCCCGCGUGCCCCUCCCCCGCCUUCCCUCCCCAGCUGCCCCUGGGGCCGGGCCAGGUAGCAGCAGCACGCUCCGUCCCGGGCUCUGAGCCACCCCUGCCUUCCACUGCAUGACCCGCCGGGCAGCCGGGACCGGACCCCCUCCCGGCAGGAGGAGCCCCUCCCCAGCAGCCCGGUCUCCGGUUUGGAUGGAGCGGCCGCCCCAUUGGCUGCCGAGUCUGUCACUCUCUUGCUUUUGUUUCUUUUCCUUUCUCAAACUCUGUGGGAAGACUGACUUGGGCGACUCCCAAGAAUAUCCAUGGAGAGGUGACCGUGACCGGUGCCAGUGCAGUGCCGGGGGGCUGGGGGGAGCCGAUGGAGGCGAGGUGGCCGGAGGGGGACAGGUGAGGACCGUUGCAGAAGUUCCAGCUCACACACCCAGCCCAGGCCGCAGUCUCCAUGCCGAACAGCCGGCAAGAACCCUGCAGGAGAACCUCCUCCCUUCACCCAGGCUAUGCAUUGAAGAGUUUUCCACUGUCUACAUUUUUAUCCAGAUGAAGGUAUUUUUAUAUUUUGACAAUAGAAAACAGUGGCCAAUUCUCGGAGUAGUCAAAUCUGGAACAAGUGAGACACCACCGCCCUGGUAACAAUUAGGACACGCGUGGGGGGACCAGCACUUGUUAUUCCCAAAACCAACACGACGUCGCGAUCCAGGCCGGCCACGCUGACUCGGGUUCCGCGAGCCCUGCGUCUGGCCUCAGUGGGACGGGAUUUGCCGCAGCACUCGGCCCGGGCUCCGGAACACGCAGAUCCUGUUCUGCCUGAAGCUCACGGACCCCCAAAGAGCCUGGUCAGGUUCUCGUCCCGAAACAGUCAGAGAGCAAAAACCCACACCAAACCAUUUCUAUGAGAG